Molecule: messenger RNA, 4306 nt
Organism: Hippocampus zosterae (dwarf seahorse)
Lineage: Eukaryota; Metazoa; Chordata; Actinopteri; Syngnathiformes; Syngnathidae
Gene: nup160
Product: nucleoporin 160
Exons: 34
Coding region: 37-4224 (1395 amino acids)
Cellular component (GO): nuclear pore
Molecular function (GO): structural constituent of nuclear pore
Source: RefSeq, a predicted model, not a curated record
CACUCCGGUAGUGACGUCACAGUCUCAUCGGCAAACAUGGCGGCGACGCUGGGCAGAAGCUUCUUUGAGGUCUGCGCGUUUGAGCGGGAAGCCGUCCAAAGGUUCCGAGAUGUCCAAAUCAAACUCGCUCCAGCGCCCGCCUCGGGAGCCGUGAAAUUUCCAGAUUCUGCCGGCGCCUUCCACUAUGACAACGGCGGCGGUGACAAAGUGCACUCCAUCACCAGCAACAGAUUCAUCUCAUGGACCACUUCGGGCGACGCGGUGCAGCUGACGGAGCACUCGUUGGACGGCAACCUGCUGAACAACGCCGUCCGGCUGCGCUUCGCCCACUGCCAGGUGAUGCCCGGAGGCGUGGCCGUGGCCGAGACCCCCAACAACGUGGCGGUCCUCGUCGCCACCAAUCAGAGCGUCCACAGGCUGCUGCUGCCGCACCCCGAGCGCAUGUAUCGCAGCGACGUGGUGACGGAGCUUCACUUGCAGUCGGUGUUGACGGACGUGGGCAAGCUGAACUCGGAGGACGCGUGUCACGGCGCCGCCAUCCCCGCCGCAUUCUCCCCCGCCGGCGGCGCCGCGGGAGCGUGCGCCGCGUGGCUAACGCGGCGCGGAGAUGCUAACUAUGCCUUAGCCUCGCCCGCGGGGGGCGUCGUGGUCAUCACCCUGCCCGCGCAAGGCGAGGCCUUUGCGACGGAGCUGAAGACCACCUGGACGAUGCGUCGUCUGUCGGUGUGGAUCCCGAGCGCCAUGCGCGGCGAGCAGACCGCGUGGGACGGCGUGGCCGGCGUGGCGGCGCGAGAGCUGGAUGACGACGACUCGCUGGUCUUGGCCGUGUGUCUGGACCACAAACUGCGCCUGUGGUCGCUUCGGGAUCAGGCGUGCCUGCUGGAGGCGGACAUGUUGGACUACAUGCCGCUGGUGCGCAAAAACGCCGGGCGGUGUUGGGGCGCGGGCCACCGCGUGCGCCUGACCUCUUGCGCCGCCUCCGGCCUGUGCCUGGCUGUGUACCUUGCAGCGCCCCGCAUGGGCCAGUUUGUGGUACUGCAGCUGCUGGCCGACGACAACAACCGCUACGGUCUGGAGCACAUCUCUUCGCUCUUCUGCGCUCAGGAGACGCCGGUGGACUUUGCGCUGACCGCCGGCGACGUUUGGGCCCUGUGGCUGGACGAAGACAACAACGCCGUCGUCAAAUGCAUCAACUUUGAGCAGAACGUGUCGGGGAAGUGGAAUCAGGUGUUUGUUCAGCCUCGCUCGGAAGAGGAGGUCCAGAUCGGCGCGGAUCAGGAUCCCCGAGAAACCUACUUGGAUGUCAUCUUCUCGCCGCAUCGCUUCACGGCGGCGGCCAUCGUCAAAGCUCUGCGGAUCUUCCGGCGAGGUCCUGACGUCCUCCCGGACGUUUCGUGGGAGGGACUGAAGAAGGAAGUCACUCUGGCCGUGGAGAACGCGCUCCAGAGCAGCGUGACGGAGUUUGAGUUUUCCCAGGAGGAAUAUCGCCACCUGCAGGUGCAAUUCUGGUCCAAGUUGUACACGUGCUGCCUUCAGUACCAGGAGGCUUUGGCCACGCCGCUCGCCAUCAGCGUCAGUCCUCACAGUCACAUGGCGUGCCUGCUCAGGAAGGGAUUCAUUUCCUUCCUGCUGCCUUGUUUCGCCAUCGACCAUCUCUACCUGUCCUCUGACGAGCACUUCCUGUCCGAAGACGACGUGCCGCUCGCCGAGGAAUCGACAGUCGGCGCGGAUGUGGCCGCGCUGAUGUCGUGUUUGCGCGUGCUGAGGGACGAGGUGUCGUCAGAGAUGGCGUCCGACAUGGAGAGCGCGCUCCGACACGCCGAGUCGCCCGAGAGGAGCGCCAAGCUCGUCCUGGACAAAAUCCUGGCGCAGGACAAUCAAAACGUGGUGGAAGACAUUCAGAACAAACUGCAGGACGUUUCCAACCCGACGGCGGCCAUGUUGGUUCUGCUGACGGAGUUGGACCUGGAGACGGACUUGGACUAUGGGGAUGGUCCACUUUUACCAGGCGAAAGCAUGAGCGUGCGCGUGAGCGCGUCUCGCUUGUACUCGAGCGCCACCGCCGUGUCGCUGGUGUGCCAAGCGCUGAGCCACGUGAGCGCCACGCGGACGCUCCUGUGCAGGGACGCGCUGCUCCUCCUCAAGCUCUUCCUGCGCCUCGGCGAGCACGUGUUGCCGGGCGGCGGGCCUCAGCUCCUUCAGAUCCAGCAGGAAGUGAUCCCGCGCACGUCCCAGCUCUUGUCGUCCUACUUCCUGCUCCGCCACCUCAGUCGGAGCGUCGGCGCGCAAGUUGCGGAGGACGCCGCAGACGCCAACCUGCAGCACCUCAGCGCCUUACACCUCAACGACACGCCCGCGCUCAUCAACAGCGCCGCAGCGGUGAGUCGGCAGUCGGCGGUGGAGAUGUUCUACCAGAGUUGCGGGCGCAAGAUGGCCGUCCGUCACCUCUUCUCCCAGAGUAGUAACUCCGCCGCCUCCGCCGCCGCCAGCUGGAACGACUCGAUGGCCAACGUCGUGCAGCUGCUCGCUCAGCUGCUCUGGCCCAGCAAUUCCGGCUUCAGCUUCCCAGAAUGCCUCAUGGCCAACUGUCAGUACACUCAGCUGCAGGACUACGUGCGUCUGAUCGCUCCGUGGUGCCAGGUCAACAUCGGCUCUUGCCGUUUUAUGUUAGCUCAAUGCUACCUCGCCAACGGCGAGGGUCACAAGGCCUUGCGGUGCUUCCAAGAAGCCGCCAGCGAGGUGGAGAAGGAAGAGUUCCUCGUGAGAUUGACGGGAGCCGAGGACGACCGCGCCGCCGCGUGCUCGCCCGCGUUGCGCUACUACAACAAGGUGCUGCGUCUGCUGGAGGACGUCGGUCUACCGGAGCUUGUGAUCCAGUUAGCGAUGUUAGCGUUAGCUGAGGCCGUCGAUGAUGUCAGCAGUCAGGCGGCCUUGUGGACCAGAAUCUUCAAGCAUCAUUUGGACCUCGGACACAACAGUGAAGCUUACGAGGCUUUGAUCCAGAACCCGGACUCCAGCAUGCAACUGGACUGUCUCCGUCAGCUGGUGGUGGUUCUAUGCGAGCGAGCUCAGCUUCACGACUUGGUCCACUUCUCCUACGUCAACCUGCACGACGAGGUGGUCGGAAUCAUCGAGUCGCGGGCCAGGGGGGUCGACCUUCUCGCGCACAACUACUACGAACUCCUCUAUGCCUUUCACAUCAACCGACACAACUACCGGAAAGCGGGGACAGUGAUGUUGGAGUUGGGCGUGCGUUUGGGGCGCGAAGUGUGCUCGGUGCGCGGCCUGAAGAAACAGGUCAACUGCUUCCUGGCCGCCAUCAACUGUCUGCGCCUCAUCCGGCCAGAGUACGCGUGGAUGGUUCUGCCCGUCUCUGAGUCCGAGCAUCCGGGAGCAUCUCCCAAACGAAACUCUGACGGCGAGUUUGUGGGCCCACCAGUCAAGCGCCAAGUGGACAUUUUGGAGCUACGCGACCUGGAGAAAGAAUUCAUGAUGGCGACCUGUCGACUGGCGCUGGUGCAACAUCAGCCGCGGGCGGCCGCCGUCGUAGUCGGCACCAGUCCUUGUGAGUUGGUGCGCCUCCUGCUGGACGCCGGACUCUUCACGUGCGCCCGGCAAUUGUGCGGCGUCUUCAAGCUGCCGCUGGCGCCGCUCUUCGACGCGCUGACCUUCAGGUGCAUCAAGCUUCAGUUUGGUGGCGAGGAGGCUCAAAACGAGGCCUGGCUGUGGUUGGCGGCCAAUCAGCUCUCGUCUGUGGUCAACACCAAAGAGUCCAGCGCUGCAGAUGAGGCGUGGCGCCUGCUGUCUUGGUUCCUUUCGGAGUUUCCGUCAUCCAACGGGCUUCACCACCGCCAAGUUCUUGUUAAGCUGCUGUCGCACGGCGUCCCGCCACCCGAUUGGCUCGUCAAGUCCUACAAAGAAGUGGACGCGGCGGCUUUGCUGCGUCUCUAUUUGAACUUCGACCUGCUGGACGCGGCGGCCGAGUUGGUGAUCGAGUAUGUGGACGCGCUGUUGGGACGCGGACAUCAAUACUUUGGGAUCAAGAAGCCGCUGUCGGCGCGCAAUCCGUGCGUUUGGCUCCCGUACACGCCCGUCGAUCAGCUGAUGGUGGCGCUCAAGGACACGCAGACCAACCGAGACCUUUACAAGCGACUUGCUGACAAACUGGCCGACUAUCACAAGAUGGUGGAGAACGCCACCAGGAUGGUGCUUGCCCGUCGUUAAAUCUUCGACCUGGAAAGCUUUUGCAUGUACAUAGCAAUUUUUUGUUACCUGAUGAGAAAAUAAAUUGUAUUAUAAAAAAUGA